UACAGCUUUUGAAGUCUGUCGAGCAAGUAAUGGAUUAAACUGCUCUGUGUUAAUUCCAAGGAUGAAUAUGGGGUUUUCAAGAUACAAAAUGGCAGCAGCAGGAUGCAAGACCCAUAGAAAUAUCAGUACUUUUAAAUUACUUUGAGGAAGGUUGAGGAACUCUGGAAAAACAGCAAAGGAAUCAUGACGACCUCAGGAAAAGAGAAUUUCCGACUGAAGAGCUACAAGAACAAAUCUCUAAACCCUGAUGAAAUGCGUCGCAGGCGGGAGGAAGAGGGUCUUCAGCUACGGAAGCAAAAGAGAGAGGAACAGUUGUUUAAACGCCGAAAUGUUGCAACAGCUGAGGAAGAAGCAGAGGAGGAAGUGAUGUCAGAUGGUGGCUUCCAUGAGGCUCAGAUGAACAACAUGGAGAUGACUUCUAGUGCAGUCAUCACCUCUGAUAUGAUUGAGAUGAUUUUCUCCAAUAGUCCAGAACAGCAGCUUUCAGCCACUCAGAAAUUCCGAAAGCUUCUUUCUAAAGAACCAAAUCCCCCAAUAGAUGAAGUCAUAAGCACGCCAGGAGUAGUGGCCAGGUUUGUGGAGUUCCUCAAGAGGAAAGAAAAUUGUACAUUACAGUUUGAAGCUGCAUGGGUGUUGACAAAUAUUGCCUCGGGAAAUUCCCUUCAGACUCGAAUAGUGAUCCAAGCAGGAGCUGUCCCCAUCUUCAUAGAGCUGCUUAGUUCGGAGUUUGAAGAUGUACAGGAACAGGCAGUAUGGGCUCUUGGCAACAUUGCUGGAGACAGCACAAUGUGCAGAGACUAUGUAUUGGACUGUAAUAUCCUGCCACCUUUAUUGCAAUUGCUUUCAAAACAAAACCGUCUCACUAUGACUCGAAAUGCUGUAUGGGCUCUAUCCAACCUCUGCAGAGGGAAAAAUCCUCCUCCGGAUUUUGCCAAGGUUUCACCUUGUCUUAGUGUGCUUUCCUGGCUGCUCUUUGUCAAUGAUACAGAUGUGUUAGCUGAUGCCUGCUGGGCUUUGUCUUACUUGUCUGAUGGCCCCAAUGAUAAAAUCCAGGCUGUGAUUGAUGCAGGAGUCUGCAGAAGACUUGUGGAAUUGCUGAUGCACAACGACUACAAAGUUGUAUCUCCUGCCUUACGAGCUGUUGGGAACAUUGUCACAGGAGAUGAUAUCCAGACCCAGGUAAUUCUGAAUUGUUCAGCCCUGCAGAGUUUACUGCACUUGCUAAGCAGCCCAAAAGAAUCUAUCAAAAAGGAAGCAUGCUGGACAAUAUCUAAUAUAACAGCUGGGAACAGAGCCCAGAUCCAGACAGUCAUAGAUGCCCAUAUCUUUCCAGCUCUUAUAAAUAUUUUGCAAACGGCUGAGUUUCGGACAAGGAAGGAAGCUGCUUGGGCAAUCACAAAUGCAACAUCUGGAGGCUCUGCUGAGCAGAUCAAGUAUUUAGUAGAACUGGGUUGCAUCAAACCACUCUGUGACCUCCUCACAGUAAUGGACUCAAAGAUAGUGCAAGUAGCACUGAAUGGGCUGGAGAACAUCCUGAGGCUUGGAGAGCAGGAAUCCAAACGCAGUGGCACUGGCAUCAAUCCUUACUGCGCUCUUAUUGAAGAAGCAUAUGGCCUGGACAAGAUUGAAUUCCUGCAGAGCCAUGAGAAUCAAGAGAUUUAUCAGAAGGCCUUUGAUCUGAUUGAGCACUACUUUGGAACAGAGGAUGAAGACAGCAGCAUUGCCCCACAGGUGGAUCUCAGCCAGCAACAGUACAUCUUCCAGCAGUGUGAGGCUCCCAUGGAAGGCUUCCAGCUCUGAGGUGCCCCUGUGCUGUGUGCUUCUCUACCUAGCCAGUCCUGUUGUCGAGCCACAAGCCACCUGUGGAGUGAUUCUCUCAAUGUUUUCCAUAACCCUGUUUGCGCUCAUUCGCUUGCCUUGUGCACAUGCUCUUACAUACGUCUGGAAAACUUUUGGCUCUUCAUGGCAGGAUGCCCCCUCCUUGGCAAGGGGUCACCAGAAUCACCCUUCUCCUCUAGAUUCUGAACCUCUCCACUGUCAUCUUUGUGGAGCUGAGGCACCUUUCUAUACUUUGAGAUAUUCCCUGCUCCUAUUACAGGAAAAGAAUCCCUCUUCCACUAGCCCCCACACUCCUGGCAUCCAAGAUAAGGUUGCCUUUCUCAUGGAUUUGCUGCAGUGUGUGCCUGCAGUCCAGGGAGACAUUCAGACUUUCUGAGAACGUACCUGAAUUCAUUUCCCCAUACUCUUGCCUGGAUGCCUCUUUGGAUGGCUGGGAGAUGCAUUAGAUCUUCAAAUGCAAUGUAUCUACUUUGCUGUAUGUGCCAGCUGGGGUUAUUGGCAUAUAGAACACAUCACAAAUAAUGGAAUAAGUUCUCUAUCCCCUGCAACAACAUGCUGGAAAGGACAUGUUUUCUGGUUCUUAAAAAUACCGAACACAUCUGGCCCCAUCCCUUCUCAACACUCAGCUCCCAAGCUGGAUUGCAGACCACUGCGGAGAUUUGUAUACCUUCCCAGUGUUUCCAUCUACAACAAAACCACGUGUGAAUAGGUCACUCUUAGCGCCUUCCCAGAAAUGACUUUCCAAACCCACUUCUAGAAUGGAGAAACUACCCCCACUGCUGCUUUUCAGCACAGUGUGAUCCAGCUGGACCUUCCUUAAAAAUCAAGCCCUUCCUGACUUCAUGCUCCAGAGUCUGGUCGUUGGUAUUAUAGUUAUGGUUGAAAAAUUCCUGUCUGCCUCUUUAUAUUUUUACACAGCGUGACUUGAACAGAUUUAUCUUCUGAAAAAUUACCUUCCAAGUACAGGAAUCUUAAAUUUUAAAACUUAGCACAAGGAGCGUUAGAUCUCCUUUACUUUUUCACAAGACAAGAGCUUCCUCUCCAGCUCACCUGAUAAAAUAGUCCUUCUGGUCAAGCCCCUUAUUUAACAACUAAAAUGACACUACAUUCGAAGGAUAGUAAUAUUACACCCGGAUCUGCCUGGCCCUUUCAUUUCAUUUUUUCCUUUUGCUGUUUACGGGACUUCAGGUGAAUUAGCAUGGAACGCAUGGUUCCUACAGGUGACAUCCAUAAGGUAUCGCUGACUGCAUGACAGCUGUCACCCACAGCUGUAGACUGCCCUUCUGCUAGCAGCAUGUUCUUGGCUCCGCAGCCUGCUUGAAUCACAGACAUCUGAUGCAAAGGCCAGCCGGUCCUCACUGAGUUCAGCUGACAUUGGCAACAAGCUCUUCACACAGCUGGGGAGAUGCCACAUGAUUGAAAGUGGUGGUUCCGUUUUCUGUGAAUGCAAUGGAUUCUUCAGGCCGUCCGCUCCCCCCUGCAUCGGGCUAUGUUCUUUCAAGCCAUUUUGGAUGCUUGGAACACACAUUUGUCCAGUGUAAACAUUUCAAAAUCGCCACUGACAACUGCAGUGUCGUGUACGUGUGGUAAGUGUUAGUGGCAGAACUGUCUGUAAGAUCCUACUUCUGACUGCUCUCAGUGACAAGCCACUGCAAAAGCGAAAACAGCCCAUUGGAUACAAAAUAAUAAAAAUACAAAUCACUUGUCGAACUGCUGAAAGAAGCUAGGCAAAGGCCUGAACAUCAGCUCUGUGUGACCAUUAUUUAAAUAGUCUUCAGUUCUGUCUGUGCUUCAGGAUGGAGACUCCGACCUGUGUGGCCACUGCAGAAGCCACCUGCUGCCUCCUUAGCUAAGCCAGUUGGCCUCCACUUUCCCUCUCCCAGUUAUUUUCUCUAGUGCUGCUUUGUGCUGAAGAACAUUUAGUUUACUGCACUUGAUCUGUAAAUGGACUUCAAUUCUUUGUAAUUUUAGGGGGUUAAAUUUGGUGGUUAAUUUAAAAAAAAAGCAAAAAACCCCUCAAUGUUGCCUUUACAUCACAUAUAAAUAACUGUGUUUCUCUUUUCUUGAAGGGUGAUAGAAGCACUGAUUAGUAGCAAAAUCUUGUUUUAGCUUUUGGAUUUUUUUGUGCUGGAUUUUUUUACGUGUAAAUUUCCAAUAACAUGUCAUUUCUAUAAGAUUUGUUUAAAAUCAUGUACCUCUUAUUGGAUGGUAUAAAAAUGCUACAUAUUUUGUAAACAAAUCUGAACAAAGUGUGUGUGCAUAUAUUCUGUAUAUUCAUAUAUGUAUAUUCUGUGUAUAUAUACACUAGUGUGUAUAUAUACAUAUAUACACACACACACACACGUAUAUAUAUGCACACAUGCAUAUGUGUGUAUAUAUAUACAAAUCUAUAUAUCUAUAUAUCUAUAUAUAUAUAAGUGUUUUCUCUUCCAGGCUAGUGAAAACAAUGUGGUGCAUUGGCGUUUCCCUCCCCUGCCCCUCAAGAAAAUAAUGACAAUUGCCUCUCAAUGAGUGAAUUAAAAAAGAGUCAAUUUAAGCUGAAUGGUGUGCCUUCCUGUGUAAGGAGCCUGGCCAGUGUUUGUUACUUUUGCAGUGGAUAUGUGAAUUCAGAGCAGAUAAGUAUAAAUCUUUAACUUUGGUAUGUUUGUUUGAAGUGACAGGCCUGGUUGACACAGGUAAUAUUGUUGUUAUAUACUUAGACUGUGUAAGGAAUUUGACUGGUACUGCAUAGUAUUUUGACUGAAAACUAAAACAAUACAAAAAUCAACAUGGCACACAUUAAAUGGAUUAAAAUGUGGCUAACUCAUAGGUCUCAGUUUAAUUUUAAAUGGUGCUUAAUUGAGUGUAUUUCCAUCAGGAUCUUCCAGCAACCUGUUCUUGGCCUUGCUAUACUUAGCCUUAUUUAUGGGUUGAAAAGAAACAAAUUCUGCUUCUAACAAAGGCUGCAAAUUAUAUGAAUAUGGAAGGGAGAUCAGACUUGUGAAUUAUGAAAGGAACUACUCACUGAUACAGACUCAUCAGAAUUACUUGGUAAAUCAAGGGCAAGUAAACUAUUUGUAUUUUAAUAGAUCCAAAUAUGUAGUGUAAUGUUACCUGCCUAAUAAAUAACAUUCAGGCCACAGGUGAAGGACUCUGUUUUGGAGGAAAAUUGCAUCUGAAAGAGUAUGAGGAUCAUUAUAUGUUGUCACUUGAACACUAGUUCCUAACACAGUUGUGUGGGGCUGGUGUAAUGCUCAUAGAGACAAAAAAAUCUUUAGUAGAAAUGGGGAAUUCAUAUUAACUUUAUAUUCAGCAUUGGCGAAACAACUUUUACAGGAGCACUCGCAAUAUUGCUGUCUGCAACAAAACAGGAUGCUAAAAAACUGGGAACAGCAAUGAUUGUUCCAAUGUUGAAAGUUCUAUUCAGAUGGGAAUCUAAGGUACUUUUUAUCCUCAAAGUAACUAACAUGACAUGAAAGUAACAAAGGUUAUGUUCCCUGCUGGAAACAUUGAAACCAUUACUCUCUGCUUUUCCUGAAGAACCUGCUGCUGCUCAAACAAACUAUUUCAGACAACACCUCUAGCUCCCACUUUUGUGAAGGUCACACUGUGUUUUGAUCUGUUCUUGUUUUGUGUGUAAGAUGGAGGCAGCGUGGUCUCAUGUAUAGAGUGCUGACCAGGGACCUGUUGGGGUUCUUUACUUAGCUCUGCCAUGCAGUGUGUAGUGCCAGAAAAGUGAGCUCACAUAUUUUCUCCUGCCUUUAUCCUGAAAAUGGAAGUUAAUGCAUUUGUUUCUUUCUGCAUGUGGAGAUCUAAGCACCUUCCAACAGCCCCACAAACUGGUUAAGUGAAAAGACUAAUGGGAACAAGAAUCUCCAAGGUGUUCUUGCAGCAUCAGUUAAACUGGCUGAAAAGAAGAUGUGGGACUAUCUGCUAUUGUUAUCUAGCCAUCCUGUCCACAGACCUGGAAUGCCUUUUAAGUGUUGUGUAUUUGUUGGGACAGCAAACAGGAGCUGUCAUUCUUUCUGUUGGUAAAGCUCCCAGUGGGACAUUGUGGGCAGGGUCACUCUUGGAUUCAGGAGGAUACAACAGAUGAUGCAUGGACAGAAGGUAACUGAAAGCUCAAUAACUAAGUCAGGACCAAUGCUUGGGGUUCCUGGGAAGACACCAGACAUGGAAACAAUAUUUGAGGCAAAUGCUGCCUAGAGACUUGAGCUGGUUCUUAAAUUCCUGCAUGGGUUCCUUGAUGUCAACCAACUACUGGUGGUCAAAGUCCCUUCACUUAGUCGUAAGGGAAGGGAGUAAGGCGCUUGCCCCUGAAAACCUACAUGUUCUUGAACCUGCAAUUUUACAACUCUGAGCACCGAGACUGUUAAGAACUGAGUCACACCACCCAGUCCUAAAUGCUACAGUGCUCCUGGUGAUGUACCACUGUGAUUCCCUAAGGAUUUACAGAACAGCUGUUUUACCUCUCUUGCCAGCUUUAAGUAAUUCUCAAUCUUCCAGUAUGGUUUCUUUGCUUCUGGGAUCAGCACAGCUUAUCAUUAAUCAUUUCCCAUACCAGUUUUAGCUAGUAGAUGUGAAGGUCUCUCUUCAGAUGCCUGAGUCUUAGUAAUAAAAUAAGCAAGACCUUUUUGUGUAUUGCUAUGGCCAUGACCAUAGGGCUCCUGCAUGCUCUUUUGAAGUGGUGGUCAAGGUGUGAGAUUGAUUACUGCAUUGAAAAGUAUCUGUUGUCUCUGGAACAGGUACAGCAAUGUGGCAUAUGGCAUAGGAUUGACAAUUUGGCAUUUUUUAAUAAGUGUGAAUGGUGUUGGAAGACCAAACCAAAUGGGAGGAAGAAAAUCAAAUACUGUUUAAAGGAUUUGUAUGUUCUUCUCCACCUGGCACUAUUAAAAGGCUGGAGGCUAAAGCUAUGAGCUAGUUGUGUGAUCUGGAGUGUUACUGAGAAGUUCUCCAGCCAGCUAGACUGGCUGCUUAGGCCAUAAAUGUGUGCUUUUUUUAUUACCAUUUUCUGUUUUUAGAAGUGCUUUAUUGGAAAGAGGUGAUUUCUUUCAUUGUCCCUCUGAGAAAGAUUUACAUCAUUUUUCUAGGACCCAACUACUUGUUAUUUGAGACUCUGGAACCGACAUGGAAGCUGAAAGAAAACACAAAUGUGUACAGUGAUUAACAGGUUUUAUGGUAGAUCCUGAAACAGUGGAGAUACCAGAGUGGUAGAAGGAAAGGAUAUGUGACUUCUACAUGGACCUUCUGUCAAAACAUUGGACCAGAGUUCAAUUUUUGAGUUAACAGCAUAAAGCUUAUUAAAAGUUCAGUAAAAUGAAAAAUGGGUGACCAUUGCUGCCCUAGGUUAUUGCUUUCUAAAUGGUAUUUCAUGUAUUUUUAUUUGAAGUACUUUACCAAAUGGAUGAGUACAGAUAGUUUUACUUACCAAACUAGGUACCUGCCAGUUCUGUUCACAGAGUGCACUGAGAGGUGCUUAUUGAAAGGGGGCUACUUUUGAGAGAUGCAUGGUUUUUAAGCUCUGCCAUCACAAAGCAUAAAUCAAAUCACAAGUUUCUCGUUAUGGUAACCUUAAAUACUAUCAAAAGUGCACAUUCUCCUUUUUGGUCUCAUUUAAUAUAUAUAGGAGCACAGGCACAUGAUCUGGGAAGAUUACUUUUUUUUGUUCCAAACUGUGUGCCUCCUGGUAUGGCAAAGAACCAGAGCUGUCUUGGAAGACCUGUUCACGUACCUGCAGUGGAAUUAAGCGUGACUUGCGUUUAGUGCUGAAAUGAGUGGACAAAUCUGUGGAAGCCUGCUCUGCUUGGUUAACAGCAUACUUGCAAUCAUUGCCUUAUGGAUAAUCUAAGGACAGGUCAUGGCAUCACCUGAAGGUUAUAACUUCUGUGGUAGAAUGACUGCACAGCUUGUUUUAUUGGUUACAUUUUGUCAAUAUGAGUGGUACCAAGAAAUGCAAUUCAUAGAAAGGUGGACUGCAGCAGUUAUUUUCUAGCUCUGGAGUUAAUGACAAAGUACUAGAGAGGACUGCACUAGAUACAUUCUUGCUUUUCUGUUCCAGGUAUAAGGACAAGAAUUACCUCGCAUUUUUUAGGGCUUUUAAUUUUUUUUACAGCAAUAGCACUAAUUUUUAGUAGUACAAGAAAAAUAUAUAUAAUCUGCUUCCUACUAUCAGGAAGUUCACAAACUAAAUCUGUCAAAUACAUACUGUUUGUGGUGUCCCCAAGUGGCCAUGUGGGAAACAACUACUCUCUAUAUCUAGUGUACUCACUUGCCCUGUUCCACUAACAAAGAGAGUUUGGAGGAAAGAGGAGAUUGUUAGGAAAAGAAAACAGAUAUUUCUGUUUUGUAGUGAUUACAGGAUAAUGUAUUCAUGCUUUCUUGAACAUGACAGUACAGAACUAACAUACAGGAAAGAUGUGGCUGUAUCCUCCUUCCAGUGCUGAAAAGGACUCAGAUUUUCUUCCCUGGUCCUUUGCCUCUUCAUUUCUUCCUCUAAGGUUUAGCAGAUGUACUCUGAAGAGCUUCCUCUCUCCAUUGAGCUUUCUUCUCCAAGUUUAUGCUUGUAAGAGAUUCAUGCCGCUUUACAGCCUACAACGUCAUGACAAAGCAAGAGCAGAAAAUAUCACCUAAAGGGCCACAGAGAUGAAACUUGAAUCAGUAGUUUACAAAAUACCUGGCCUAUCCUUACCAAAGCACAGUUCUGUCAUCUUUAAUGCCAGGAAGAUAGAGGGUUAAAAUAAAACAUGUGGAGACUGUUUUGGCUUAAACUCAUUGCUUCUCUGGGAAUAAAUUAAAUCAUUUUGUUAAGGCACACUAGAAGAUACAUUCUGUGCUUCUGGACACUAUUUGAAUAUUCAUCUCUGAUCUUCACAAGUCAGAGGCACCGGAAACAAAUCAAUAGUUAAACAUAAUAGAUUCCAGCUGCUGUGAAAACAAGGGUCCCAAGGCAGCUGUCCUCCUCUUUCUUUCCAGUGUUUGCAUUCAUACUAUUCCAAUGUAACAUGAAAAUGCUCAGGGAAUUGUCAGUGCUAAACCUUCCCACUGUUUUGUUUCAGAGUGCUGCAUUCUUUUCAUUUUGAUAGAGGAAUGCUGACAUGUAGAAAUGUCACUUGACAUUUCAGUAGUUUACAGUGCUGGGGCUGAGAGUCUUAACAGUAUGCUAUAGAAACAAGAUCUGAACGUCAUCAUCAGAACUGCUUCAGAGAAAGGCAGCAUAAAAAUAAGGUUCUGCCCAUGUAGCUGCUUUAAGCUCAGGAUUUUUGUUCCCAGUCAUCCUUAAAAGAAUGUAGUAGACUGUGUUUCUGUUACCACAAUGCUCUUCAUCAAAAGCAACAUGCCAGUAGGCUGCACAGAUGAUAUUCACAUUCCUUGACUUUAAGACUAGUGCUGCUGAGAGGCUUUAGCUUGGCUUCAGUAACCAAAAAGUGCUCCUUGCUUAUUUACAGAAAUACCACAAAGUUAAUAGUUCACCAACUACAUUAAAAACACAUUCAAUUAAGGCAUGACUGACCUUGGCUGCACUUGGAAUUUUAGAUGCAAAUUAAAUCAUAGACCUAGUUCUGCCAUAUGCUGAACUUCAAUAUCUUGCCAAAUUCUAUGCAAGUGAAGGAUACUCAGCAUCUACAGGACUUGGGAGCUUUUCUAUAAAAUAGUUUUUUUAUUCAACAAACAAUAAUGAUUUAAGUUAUUUCAUCCACACCAAACGAAGCCUAUCUUCCAACACAACUGAAGAGCACAGAAUUAUUACUAACCAUCUCCUCACUGUUUAAAAAGACUUGAGAAUUCUCAAGUCUGUUUUGUUGAUAUUUCCAUGAUAUUGAUUCUACAAAUGUUGCAGUGUGUAGAGAGGCAUUGGUAAUAGGCCCAUACAGUGAAUUAUAUGGACCCCAUGGCCCAAGGAACAUUUACCUACCUACCAGACCCACAGAACAGAAGGUGCAUUUUCCUUUCAAACUCUCUCAGUCUGUCUGCAAAAUUCAGGAGUUAAAACACCACAAGCUAAAAUUAACUAUUCCACUGAGAAAAAAAAAGGACUAUUUUUUCCCUUUAAAGGAUGCAUAUGCAGUCUUAAUAGUGACACCCCCUUUCCUGACUUGGGAAUUAAUCAAUGAGGGUCACUUGUGGGGAACUAGGGAGACUUAUAAAUAACUUUUGCUCAGUGAUAAAAUGCAAAAGAAAACCCCCAAAACAAAACAGUGUAACAAUCCAUAAGAGGAACUGAGGAGUCUAUGUGAAGAUUGAUUUGCACUCACCAGGCAAAAAUCUGUGCUUACCUGCUUCCCUUUAAUCACCAUGAUUAUGCAUCCCAGUAUUGUCAAGGCAAUCAUUACAUAGCUGAACUUCACACGCAGUGUGGUCUUUGCUGCUCUGAUUGUUUCAAUCCUCAGGAAACAGUAAUAAAAGACUAAUUAUUAGAAACCAAAAUGAAUCAUUUAGCUACUUGUUUACAAUUUCUCCUGGCACCCUGUAAUGCUAACCAUACUUGGCUCUUUUCACAAAAAUGUUUUACAAGAAUGGGAAAGACUGAUCCCCAGUUACCGUGAGAGAUUUGUUGUUGCAAAGGAGUUCCUCUCAAAGUUGGAAACAAACCAAACAUUUUUGACUUUUGGUUAUUUCAUUGUUAGGAGACAAUACUGCCUUUCUAGACUUUCUAUUUGACUGCAACACAAAGGAAGAAUGCUGCAGUAUUUAAAUAUGGGAGGACAUGAAAGAAGAGAGGGAUACUUUUACUAACACAAUGUUUUUCAUAAUGUUAGCUCCUUCUGUGCUUAAUACCAGCUGCUUGUAUCUGCAAAGCCAGUGAGUACCCCAUCCAUAUUAGAACUGUGGUGUAUUUAAUAUUGUAAAGCCUUCAUUUGCCCUCAAUAGUAGAAGCACGUGAAAAAAACUGUCAGCAGGAAUACAGUAUAUAAUAUUUAAUAGUUGGUUUCUUCGGCAGAGGGAGACAUUAUCACAUCUUAGCAAUUCUUUCCGCCUGAACUUCAAAAUUUCCAUUGCAGUCAAUCUUCCCACAAGAAGACUUCCUCUGCUACAGGACUUGAUAAUGCUGCUGAGUGUAAUAUGAGUCAGAAACUCCAAACAGGACUUGGUAAAAGAUCAGUGGUUACCACUUCCCUCCUGCUAGAGUAGUCUUAAAAUAAUCUGUUUUCUUAAGAAACUAAAGCAGCACAGAGGACUGUAAGCUUUCCAACACCAGAUUUGGAUAGAGGACUCCUUUAAAUACUUUUUUUGUAUUUCAGGGGGCUUAUCUAGCCACUCCAGUAGCUAUCUGACUCCUUUAGGAAAUCUGUUGCCUAGUCUGCUGUUGUCUUUUAAAAAACAAAUUUUCCACAAGAAGAUUAUCAUCAAUUAUUAAAGCCUUCCAGCUAUAUAGGUGAUGAGUUAAAAAGUCAUUUAUUUAAAGUUGGUUUAAACUUUGAAAUCCUUCUACCCAAAUUACAUCUCAGUUACACCUAAUUCAAACUUCGUUUUAGAGAUACCGAUGCAAGAAAGGCCACUGAAGCAUAAUGCUUUUAGAUGUGCUUUCCACAAGAACCAAACACCUAUACCCUAUAUAUUUAACUCUCCUUGCAGAAUUUAGAGCAGUUGACUCCAUUCUCAAGGAGAUCCAAUAGUCUCACAUAUGAAGUUGGACAUAUUGUAAAAUUACAGAUUACUAGAAAAGCAUCAACAUCAUGUAAUGAAAGAAUAAAUGCAUCCAACUGGGUAAUUAUACCCUAAAACUAACAUGGAUGGUAGAUCUAAUGGAACAGGGAAAUUAUUACUGUACACAAACAUGAGUGAGUAUGGAAUCUCUUACAAGAUUUUGACGCUUAGGGGAAAAAAAGAUAACAAAGAAUCCAUGAUAGUUUAAAAUGGUAAAUCACAUAGGACCUGAGAGCUGAAGAGAGUUUUGGUCUUGUUUUUGAAGAGGAGGGCAGGAGUUAUUUGGUGGCUGUUUCACAGUAUUGAUCCGAGUACAAUAUUUCUGAUCCUAGGGAACAUGUACAUCUAUCAUGAAACUAAUAGUUAAAUUCAACUUCCAGGUUAUUUGUUUUUGCUAAUAAUCUGCAAUGAAUGACUUGUGCGCAGGCUGCAAUUAAGCUGAAACGUACAGAAGUGGGAUUUAAAAACUUUAUUAGUUAAUUUUGGAAGUACCUUGGAUGAGUUAGAAUAUACAAGAAGAAAGGGCAGUUAUCUGAAAACAAUUUGCAUUUUAAAUCAAUUCAGUGGCUGAGAUUAACAUUUGUUUAAUAAAUGAGUUACUUCUGAUCACAUCUUGUGAGAUUACCCAGUUCUACCACAAGCCCUUACGACCCAUUCUUAAUUCAGCUUAGAACAGGAAAACAAUCUUUUGCACUUUAUAGUUCUCAAUUGUCUUCUCACCUUUGGCUGAACUAUGCCUAAAUAAAAAAAAAAGAAUUUCUUAUGUACUUGCAAAAAUGGUCAGCUUUUAUCAGAAAUUGGUUUGUCCUUUCAAUAAACCAUUCAAAUGACUUCAA
This is a messenger RNA of Columba livia (rock pigeon), 12299 nucleotides long. RefSeq names its product karyopherin subunit alpha 1 (gene KPNA1). Gene Ontology annotation, biological process: NLS-bearing protein import into nucleus; postsynapse to nucleus signaling pathway. Gene Ontology annotation, cellular component: cytoplasm; nucleoplasm; nucleus. The transcript has 14 exons. The record is from RefSeq and is a predicted model, not a curated record. NCBI's taxonomy places the organism in Eukaryota, Metazoa, Chordata, Aves, Columbiformes, Columbidae. Gene Ontology annotation, molecular function: protein binding; nuclear import signal receptor activity. The coding region runs from base 184 to 1800 and encodes 538 amino acids.